Messenger RNA from Prunus armeniaca (apricot), 1113 nucleotides. Lineage: Eukaryota; Viridiplantae; Streptophyta; Magnoliopsida; Rosales; Rosaceae. The record is from the annotation of a GenBank genome assembly.
AUGGCCAAUCAGUCCUCCUCUUCUUACCCCAUCCUUUGCGCUUCCUUCAAUCAAGACACCAGUUGCUUUGCAAUUGGGACAAAGGAUGGCUUCAAAAUAUUCGAUUCCAAUACAGGGAGGCUCUGUUACGAACGAGCUAUUGGAGCUUUCGUUAUUGUUGAAAUGCUAUUUAGCUCCAGUCUUCUUGCCAUUGUUGGAGCUGGUGAAGAGCCAUCUUUAUCGCCACGGCGUCUCUGUCUGUUCAACACCACAACUGGAACUGCUCUUCGAGAAUUAAAUUUUUUGACUUCAAUACUUGCUGUUCGCAUGAAUAAGAAAAGACUUGUUGUCGUUUUACAGGACAAAACAUAUGUAUAUGACAUAAAUAGUCUUGGAAUCUUGGACACUAUUGAUACCAUUCCAAAUUUAAAAGGGCUUUGUGCAUUCUCUCCAAGUUUGGAAGGGUGCUUCUUGGCUCUUCCUGCUAGCAUCUCCAAGGGAUCUGUGUUGUUGUACAAUGUCAUGGACCUGCAUUUACAUUGUGAGAUAGAUGCUCAUCGAGCCCCACUUGCUGCAAUGGCUCUUUCUUCCAAUGGGACGUACGUAGCAACAGCAUCUGAACAGGGGACCAUUAUAAGAGUCCAUCUAGUCUCAGAAGCAACUAAGUCUUAUAGCUUUCGAAGAGGGACAUAUCCCUCAACUAUAUUUUCUUUGUCAUUUGGGCCAUCUACGCAACUGCCAGAUAUUCUUGUGGGCACAAGUUCUUCAGGUUCUGUUCAUGCUUUCUCUCUGGGGUUCUCUAUUUAUCAAAGAAGCAAAAGAUCAGGAAGUUUUCUUGGAUCAAUUAUACCUGGCUCUGUUACGGAUGCAUUGGAUCCAGCCCAUCAUGAUGUACUUCAUAAUGCUGCACCAGCAGGAGUCAAAAGCUAUGCCGUGAUUCGAAAGGUUGACAAGGUUGCUGAUACAUCAACUUCAGAAAUUGUGGCUUGCAGGGCAACUAUUUCCAUUAUAACAUACAAUGGGUACUUCCAGGAGUACAACUUAAGCAUCAACAAUCAGAAUGAGUUCUCAUGGAGUUUGGAGCGUGAAUUCAAGCUACUGACUGUCAUCUCAGAUGAUGCCAUCAGCUCCUGA